Penicillium lagena is the source of this 1752-nucleotide messenger RNA. RefSeq lists its product as uncharacterized. The coding region runs from base 1 to 1752 and encodes 583 amino acids. Gene Ontology annotation, molecular function: prenylcysteine oxidase activity. The record is from RefSeq and is a predicted model, not a curated record. Gene Ontology annotation, biological process: prenylcysteine catabolic process; prenylated protein catabolic process. Lineage: Eukaryota; Fungi; Ascomycota; Eurotiomycetes; Eurotiales; Aspergillaceae. The transcript has 2 exons.
AUGGCACGUGGCAGUCCCAUCCAGUUCUAUCUCCCGGCGUUCUAUAUUUUCUGCGCUGUCCUUCUUCCCAUAGUAGCCUUGUCCGGUAGCGUGCCACUAGACAUCUACCGCAAUGGUUUUCGGUCAAAGGAUCUACGGGUGGCGCGGAUGUUCGGCGAGCAUGAUACUACGCUCUUCGAAGAACCAUUUUAUGCAAAUGCGAACGGAUCGCUGAGAGUAUAUCACCCGAGAAGACUGGCCAUUAUCGCCGGCAUUGGCGGCAUAUCUAUCGCACAUGCCUUCAGCGACGAAGAUGGUCUUCCACCACAAGUAACGAUUUUUGAGCGCGAGCCGCGUCUCGGCGGUCGUAUCCACACUGUCUCCAGUUACGACAAAGCCAGCUCUGGCUUCGUCGAGACCGGCGGAGGCACAUUCUCUACCCUUGACCACAUAAUCAAACAAGCUAGUGAUGUGGGAGCUGAAGUCGGUCUCGCCUUUCAGGGCAAGGAUCCUCUGGCCCUCGUGAGUAUCUGGAAUGAUGGACAGAAUUUCACACGCAGUGAGGUCGACGAAGCCCGAGCAAACUUCCAGGCCCUGCCGAACUAUCAGGCCCUGGAAUACUAUCUCAGACUAAGUGAGACCGACGAGGCCCGGUUGAACUUUGAGACCCUCGCGAACUAUCAGGACCGGGUGGAUUAUCUACCGUGGAAAACUGAGGAUAUCUUUGAUCUCGAAGAUCUCCAAAUAUCGUUAAAAUGGUAUGUUCGGAGAGGGUCGUGGCCUCACCUAGGUCCUAAUAAGGAUGUUCUGCGUCAAUUUGCAAAGACCUGGGGGUUCCCUGUGAAUCCACAGAAAGAAUUCCACUCUACCGAGCGCUUUCUAAGACGAAUGGUGCGAAUGGCUGACUCCAGGCUAAAGCUCAACUCGACCGUGACGCGAAUUCAACGACAUGAAGAUCUCACCUUCGAUGUGCAUUGGUUGCACAACCAUUCUACGCAUGUCGAAAGCUUCGACGCCGUGGUCAUUGCUGCUCCUUUCCACCAGGCGAAUUUUGAGAUCGACCCUCCACUACCAGCCGCAGCGAUUCCAGACGAAGUCGCAUACAAGUCACUACAUGUCACGCAUUUCAUAUCCCGAAGGGGCUUGGAUCCGGCAACAUUCAGUCUCUCUUCUCAGGAGACGGUCCCUGAUACAAUCUGGCGUUUCGAACCACAGGAUCAGCAGCGCGCCUCUUCUUCUGCUCCGCCCUUCGUAUCCCUUAGCCGACAGGACUGGGUCUACCAGAAUGGCUGCAUGCCUGAAUAUGAAAAUCUCUACCGAGUCGUCUCCGAGCAGCCACUUUCCGACGAUGACAUCGCAACCCUGCUAAGGAAGAACGGAACCGCGCGCGAAGACAUCACAUUCCCAGACCAGACUUGCUUUCCCGUGAAGGGUGAUAUGCUCUUCGGUGAAUUGCCGCCGGACCUGCGCGAUGAGUUCGCCGCCAAGCUCGCCGAAAUCAUGUCUGCAAAUGAAGAGCCACUUGAAGGAUCACUUGGGGCGGUAUUAGGCUGCAUAAACGGUGAUCCUGAUGUGCGGUGGUCUCAUCGGCAGUUCUGGCCGAAUGCCGUGCCUGUCAUAGAUCAGGGAUACAAUCCGGGACGUCGUGAGAUGGUGCCAAGAUUGUUUUAUGUCUCUGGGUUUGAGGGAACAGAGGGGGCCUCAAUUGUGGGGAGUGUUGACAACGCGAUGCAUGUAAGAAAUCGUCUGUUAUAUGACUACAUGAGCAACUAG